This is a messenger RNA of Echinostoma caproni, 1323 nucleotides long. Lineage: Eukaryota; Metazoa; Platyhelminthes; Trematoda; Plagiorchiida; Echinostomatidae. The record is from the annotation of a GenBank genome assembly.
AUGAAACGGAAGCUUGAGAAAUCUCACACAAAAAGUCGAAAGCUUAGUGUUCACGAAAGUGAUGAAGACGAGGAGCAACCAUUGGCGAAACGCGCUACCAUUCUUUUACCCAAUGGUGAGGAUUCGCGCAGUCGAAUUUGUCCCUAUUUGGACACAAUAAAUAGACACUUAUUGGACUUCGACUUCGAAAAAUUGUGCUCGGUUUCCCUAACACAUUUAAAUGUGUAUGCCUGUUUAGUUUGUGGGAAAUAUUUUCAGGGUCGAGGAACUUCAACACAUGCUUACACGCACAGCGUGAGUGAAGGUCAUCAUGUUUUCCUAAAUCUGGAAACGCAUCGUUUCUACUGUCUACCGGAUGAUUACGAGAUUAUCGAUGGCUCCUUGGACGACAUAACAUACUUGCUCAAUCCGACUUUUACGCGUUCGGACAUCGUUUCUCUGGACAUCAAUCCUCGUAUGAUGCGGGCCUACAAUGGCCUCACUUAUCAUCAGGGUUUUGUCGGAUUGAAUAAUAUAAAGGCUAACGACUAUUGCAAUGUGAUUUUGCAAAUGCUGAGCCAUGUCAGUCCGUUGCGCGACUACUUCUUGGAUGUAAAUAAUUACAAAAGUCUCUUGACUACAUCCAGUGACCAAAUGCAUUUGCUAGUUCAACGAUUCGGUGAACUAAUUCGCAAACUCUGGAACCCAAGACAUUUCAAAACACACGUGUCUCCUCAUGAAUUUCUACAGGUGAGCUCUUAUUCAUCAUUAACCACCUCGGAUAUCAAAUUUUUCUAUCUCACUUGUGAUUUGCCACCGCCUCCUCUCUAUCUGGAUGAGUUCAAAGAAAGUAUUAUUCCUCAAGUCUCGUUGGCGUCGCUUCUUACGAAAUUCAAUGGGACUACCGAAAAGGAAUAUAAAACGCAUAGGGACUCCAUCAUGCGUCGUUUCGAGUUGCGUCGGCUUCCACCUUAUCUUAUACUUUACAUGAAACGUUUUGUUAAAAACAUCUUCACCUUGGAAAAGAAUCCGACCAUCGUUAAUUUCCCAAUCAAAAGUAUNNNAACACCGGAGUGCCGAUCACAGCACAAGCACACCACUUACGACUUGGUGGCUAAUGUCGUUCAUGAUGGUCCACCCACACCUGGUUCCGGCACUCACCGUGUCCAUCUUUUACAUCGGGGAACUGGGAAGUGGUUUGAAUUACAGGAUUUACACGUAACGGAAGUACUCCCGCAGAUGAUCCCUCUCAGUGAAACGUUGGUGCAGGUAACUCGAUCUAUGCGCUUCCUUUUUGUUUGUUUGUCUUUCUCUCCAGAAGCAAAUCGCUAUAUUCGCCCUUAA